AUGGCCAUCUUCUUCACUUCUACGCUUCUAAUCAUUUCAAUUAUUGCUACAACUGAGGGAAUGAAAACUAAUCGAAGUGCUUCAACCUCCGAUUCUAUCCAAGCCCAAAAGGAUUGUGAAGUGAUAUAUGGGAUGUUUGUGCCUGUAGCAGGGUCAAGAAUGCAUGGAGACGCCAAAGACGCAAUGAAGAAAAACAAUCCAAGUCUCACCAAUAAAUUAAUUGUAUCUGGUGGCAGCUCUAAAUAUUCAGUGACUUUACAGGUCAAAAACCAGCCGAAUUGUGUUGCCCAAAAUGACAAAAUUCCUGUAGAAUGUCAAAUUAAAGGAGACAAAUUGUCUGGAAAGUUGAUUUAUGACAUUGAAAACGGCCUUUCUGUCCAUGUUCCCUUCGAAAACACCCCAAUCUUUGUUGACCUGCUAUUCUUCGACCCUUGA
Molecule: messenger RNA, 435 nt
Organism: Meloidogyne enterolobii
Lineage: Eukaryota; Metazoa; Nematoda; Chromadorea; Rhabditida; Meloidogynidae
Source: the annotation of a GenBank genome assembly